UCGGGCGGAGGCGGGGCAGUUGCGGUUCUGACUUCUAACAUGGCGCACGCAGGCGGUGGCGGCUCCGCGGGCCGGGGAUUCGGCGGCUCCCGCUGGGGUCGCUCGGGUUCUGGGGGCCACGAGAAACUGCCGGUGCAUGUGGAGGAUGCCCUCACCUACCUCGACCAGGUGAAGAUCCGCUUCGGUAGCGACCCCGCCACUUACAAUGGCUUCCUGGAGAUCAUGAAGGAGUUCAAAAGCCAGAGCAUUGACACCCCUGGCGUGAUCAGGCGUGUGUCCCAGCUCUUCCACGAGCACCCGGAUCUAAUUGUGGGAUUUAAUGCUUUCCUCCCACUGGGAUAUCGCAUAGACAUUCCCAAGAAUGGCAAGCUGAGCAUCCAGUCGCCUCUGAUGGGCCAGGAAAACUCACACAGCCAUGGUGACUGCGGCGAGGACUUCAAGCAUCAGACGCCCUACAAGGAGGACAGAGGCCACGUGCCCCUGGAGUCAGACUCUGUGGAGUUCAACAAUGCCAUCAGCUAUGUGAACAAGAUCAAGACCCGCUUUCUGGAUCACCCCGAGAUCUACCGGUCUUUCUUAGAGAUCCUGCACACCUACCAGAAGGAGCAGCUGCACACUAAAGGCCGCCCAUCGCGAGGCAUGUCUGAGGAGGAAGUCUUCUCUGAGGUGGCCAGCCUGUUCCGAGGCCAGGAGGACCUGCUGUCAGAGUUUGGACAGUUCCUGCCAGAGGCCAAGCGCUCUCUGUUCACAGGAAAUGGGCCAUGUGAGAUGAACAGCAUGCAGAGGGAUGAGCAGAAGAGUCUGGAACACAGCAAGAAGCGUUCCCGGCCCUCGCUUCUCCGCCCUGUAUCUGCACCCGCCAAGAAGAAGAUGAAGCUCAGAGGUACCAAAGACCUGUCGAUUGCAGCCGUGGGGAAGUAUGGCACACUACAGGAGUUAUCCUUCUUUGACAAGGUGCGCAGGGUGCUGAAGAGCCAGGAAGUGUACGAGAACUUUCUGCGCUGCAUCGCUCUCUUCAACCAGGAGCUGGUGUCCGGCUCAGAGCUGCUGCAGCUGGUCAGCCCAUUCCUGGGGAAAUUUCCAGAACUGUUUGCACAGUUCAAGUCCUUCCUGGGAGUGAAAGAGCUGUCCUUCGCACCACCCUUGAGCGACCGAUCCGGGGAUGGGAUAAGCCGGGAAAUUGACUACGCAUCUUGCAAGCGUAUCGGGUCCAGCUACCGGGCACUUCCCAAGACCUACCAGCAGCCCAGGUGCAGCGGGAGGACAGCCAUUUGCAAGGAGGUACUAAACGACACGUGGGUCUCCUUUCCGUCCUGGUCUGAAGACUCCACCUUUGUUAGCUCUAAGAAGACGCCCUAUGAGGAACAGCUGCACCGUUGUGAGGAUGAGCGCUUUGAAUUGGAUGUUGUCCUGGAGACCAACCUGGCCACCAUCCGUGUACUAGAGAGUGUGCAGAAGAAGCUGUCUCGGAUGGCACCUGAGGACCAGGAGAAGUUCCGGCUUGAUGACUCCCUGGGUGGAACAUCGGAGGUGAUCCAGCGCCGUGCCAUCCACCGCAUCUAUGGUGACAAGGCCCCGGAGAUCAUCGAAAGCCUCAAAAGGAACCCUGUCACUGCUGUGCCUGUCGUCCUGAAAAGGCUGAAGGCCAAAGAGGAGGAGUGGCGGGAGGCCCAGCAGGGCUUCAACAAGAUCUGGCGGGAACAGUAUGAGAAGGCGUACCUCAAGUCCCUCGACCACCAGGCUGUGAACUUCAAACAGAACGACACGAAAGCACUGCGCUCCAAGAGCCUGCUAAAUGAGAUUGAGAGUGUCUAUGAUGAGCACCAGGAGCAGCACUCGGAGGGCCGCAGUGCGCCAUCCAGUGAGCCACACCUCAUCUUUGUGUACGAGGACCGGCAGAUCCUGGAGGACGCAGCAGCACUUAUAAGCUACUAUGUGAAGCGGCAACCGGCCAUCCAGAAGGAGGACCAGGGUACCAUCCGCCAGCUGCUGCACCGCUUCCUGCCCAGCCUCUUCUUCUCACAGCAGCGAGAACCUGGUGCCUCCGACGACUCUGCGGACGAGGAGCGGGAAGGGGCGGCCACCGAACCUGAGCGCAGGAAGCCAGUGCAGGCUGCCGAGGAGAAGCCAGCUGUGGUGGAUGUGCCGGGUCCUGAGCUGCCACAGCCCAAGCCCCUGGAUGACGUGUACAGCCUGUUCUUUGCCAACAACAACUGGUACUUCUUCCUGCGGCUGCACCAGACGCUGUGCUCGCGCCUGCUCAAGAUCUACCGGCAGGCGCAGAAGCAGCUGCUGGAACACCGCAGUGAGAAGGAGCGAGAGCGGCUGCUGUGCCUGGGCCGCCGCGAGAAGGGUGGAGACCCUGCAAUGGAGCUACGCCUCAAGCAGCCCAGCGAGGUCGAGCUGGAGGAGUACUACCCAGCCUUCCUGGACAUGGUGCGCAGCCUGCUGGAGGGGAGCAUUGACCCCACACAGUACGAGGACACCCUGCGUGAGAUGUUUACCAUCCACGCCUACAUUGGCUUUACCAUGGACAAGCUAGUGCAGAACAUUGCUCGCCAGCUGCACCACCUGGUGAGUGAUGACCUGUGUCUGAAGGUGGUGGAACUAUAUCUGACCGAGAAGCAGCGUGGGGCAGCUGGUGGAAAUUUGUCCUCCCGCUGUGUGCGUGCUGCCCGAGAGACCAGCUACCAGUGGAAGGCUGAGCGCUGCAUGGCCGACGAGAACUGCUUCAAGGUGAUGUUCCUGCAGCGCAGAGGGCAGGUGAUCAUGACCAUCGAGCUCCUGGACACAGAGGAAGCUCAGACAGAGGACCCUGUGGAGGUGCAGCACCUAGCCCGCUAUGUGGAGCAAUAUGUGGGAACUGAAGGUGCAGCCAACUCGCCCACCGAGGGCUUCCUGCUAAAGCCUGUGUUCCUGCAGAGGAAUCUCAAGAAGUUCCGGCGCUGGCAGUGUGAGCAGGUGCGUGCCUUGCGAGGUGAGGCUAAGAGUUCAUGGAAGCGGCUCAUGGGUGUGGAGAGCGCUUGCGACGUGGAUUGCCGCUUCCGCCUGGGCACACACAAGAUGGUCUUCGUUGUCAACUCGGAAGACUACAUGUACCGCCGAGGGACACUGUGCCGGGCCAAGCAGGUGCAGCCCCUGGUGUUGCUUCGCCACCACCAGCACUUUGAGGAGUGGCACAGCCGGUGGCUGGAGGACAACGUGACCGUGGAGGCAGCAGGCCUGGUGCAGGACUGGCUGAUGGGCGAGGAGGACGAGGACAUGGUACCCUGCAAGACACUUUGCGAGACAGCGCACGUCCACGGGCUGCCGGUCACCCGCUACCGUGUGCAGUACAGCCGCCGCCCUGCAUCACCCUGAGCGCUGGCCCUAGCCACCCUGUGCCAGACCUGACCCACCCAGCACUUGAACCCUGGGGCAUCCUACUGCCUACCUGCCAAAAGCUUCGAUGGUGGGCAGCUGGCACCACCCACCCUGGAUGACCCAUUGUGCAAGUUGUGCACUUGGAAGGGGUCUCUGGCACUAAAAACCAGGUCCCAGAAAGUUAUGUCCCCUGGGAGCUUGGGUGUCAUCUGCACAGCCAGGGCUUUCUGUCACUUGGGGGGGGGGGCGCUGCAGCUGAGCCGGAGUACCAUGUUGACCUCCCCUAGAGCAGAUAGGAGCAGAAGGUCCCUGCCUGGUUAGACCAGACCCAGAGGUGAUAUGGAAGGGUGUCCCCAUAGGGGAGGGAGCUCUGGCCACAAUCCCACAAGAGUUCAGGAGGUCCCUGUGGGCCUGCUUGAGGCAUUGGAUGUUCUAGAAGCAUUCGCACACGUUUAUUCCUUCAUGUGCUAGCAGCGAUGAUAACUUUUGCAGCAGCAGGUCCCUUGGCUUCACACAAUUGAGACUUCCCUGUGGACCCUGGAGCCCAUCUGACCCCUGUCCCUGUGGCUGCCCUCCACUGAGCCACAGUGCUGUGCCAAACCGAAGGCUCCAGGAAGCAGACUUGCUCUAUGUUUCCUGAGGAACUUAAGGCCACCAGACACUUUUGACCCCAGGCCUGGGCCUUGGAGAGCCGUGUUCCUUGGGGCCUACCCUAUUUCCUGAGAAGGGAGUUCCCUGUGGGGGACCCUGAGCAGCCUCCCAGCCCCUGUGGGCCUCUAUCCCCAGCAGGCAGCCCAGGCACCCCAAGCAUGCUUCUGGGGAGCCGCUCUUUUCCAGUUUUGAGGAAUUUCUGUUCUGGGCUUGACUUCCUUCGCAGCUGUUUUGAAUGUAGUUUUCUUUUUCUAUUUAUUUGCACAUUAAAGUUGAAAGCUAAAUGUUGACAGGAAACAGA
Nannospalax galili (Upper Galilee mountains blind mole rat) is the source of this 4315-nucleotide messenger RNA. RefSeq names its product SIN3 transcription regulator family member B (gene Sin3b). The transcript is spliced from 19 exons. NCBI's taxonomy places the organism in Eukaryota, Metazoa, Chordata, Mammalia, Rodentia, Spalacidae. Gene Ontology annotation, biological process: negative regulation of transcription by RNA polymerase II. Bases 40 to 3360 code for a protein of 1106 amino acids. Gene Ontology annotation, cellular component: chromatin. The record is from RefSeq and is a predicted model, not a curated record. Gene Ontology annotation, molecular function: transcription corepressor activity.